AUGAAGAAUUCUUCUCAUAAGCUAUCUAUUCUAUUGUCAGUUUUGUCUUCCAUUCCAUCCUCUCCUGAAAACCAUUCAAGCUCAUAGUUCUUUAACAGGAUGCUCAAACUAUAAUUAGUAAGCUAAUUAUUUUUGACAUCAUAUUAUACUGGCCCAUCAAUUUUGGUUAUGGAUUAAAGUAAGAUGAAUUAUUAAAGAAUUCUUAGGUAUAGACCAUUGA
Paramecium octaurelia is the source of this 220-nucleotide messenger RNA. The record is from the annotation of a GenBank genome assembly. Lineage: Eukaryota; Ciliophora; Oligohymenophorea; Peniculida; Parameciidae.